UAGAAGAGCAGCGAGAGCGAUGGAAGAGAAAAAGAGACGUGGAUCGAUGGAACCCCAGCUCUCUUUUCACGGGCUUCCACCUCCCAAGCCCUCGCCUUUUUCUCCUCUCCCCUCUUUUCCUCCCAUCUUUUCCCUCAGACCCAGCGCCUUCUCCUCCUCCCCAUGACCUCCUCCUGCUCCUCCUGACCCCCUUUCUGGAGCCCAAAACCCAGAGAGAGAGAGAGAGCGCGCGCACGAGAGAGAGACAAAGAGAGCAGAAAGAGAGAGAAGCGAAGAGGUUGGUGGCGACGGGGAAGAUGGAGGUGGGGUCUGGCUCCGGGGAGGGGCACAUCAAGGGCGUGCCCACCCACGGCGGCCGUUACGUGCAGUACAAUGUGUACGGCAACAUCUUCGAGGUCACUGCCAAGUACGUCCCGCCGAUUCGGCCCGUCGGUCGUGGGGCCUACGGCAUUAUUUGUGCUGCUGUGAAUUCACAGACAGGCGAAGAGGUUGCUAUUAAGAAGAUUGGCAAUUCAUUUGAUAACCGAAUUGAUGCCAAACGAACUUUAAGAGAAAUAAAGCUUCUUCGUCACAUGAAUCAUGAAAAUGUUAUUGCAAUAAAGGAUAUCAUACGCCCUCCAAAAAGGGAAAACUUCAAUGAUGUCUAUAUUGUUUAUGAAUUAAUGGAUACUGAUCUUCAUCAGAUAAUUCGCUCCGACCAGCCAUUGACUGAUGACCAUUGCCAGUUUUUCCUUUAUCAGUUACUUCGUGGGCUGAAAUAUGUGCAUUCAGCACAUGUCUUGCACCGAGACCUUAAGCCUAGCAAUUUGCUCGUAAAUGCAAAUUGUGACCUUAAAAUAGGAGAUUUUGGACUGGCGAGGACAACUUCUGAAACAGACUUUAUGACGGAGUAUGUUGUCACUCGUUGGUAUCGGGCACCUGAGUUGCUUCUUAAUUGUUCAGAGUACACUGCAGCAAUUGAUAUUUGGUCAGUAGGAUGCAUACUUGGUGAAAUCAUGACCCGAGAGCCACUAUUUCCUGGAAAAGACUAUGUUCAUCAGCUAAGGCUGAUAACUGAGCUAAUAGGUUCACCAGAUGACUCAAGCCUUGGGUUUCUUCGAAGCGAUAAUGCCCGAAGGUAUGUGAGGCAGCUCCCCCAAUACCCAAGUCAACCAUUCCGGGCUAGGUUUCCCGAUAAGUCUAGUGGAGCUGUUGAUUUAUUAGAGAGAAUGCUAGUGUUUGAUCCAAGCAAGAGAAUUACAGUUGAUGCUGCUCUCUGUCACCCUUAUUUGGCAUCUUAUCAUGAUAUUAAUGAUGAACCUGUCUGCCCGGCUCCGUUCAGUUUUGAUUUUGAACAGCCAUCAUUUACUGAAGAAGACAUUAAAGAACUCAUCUGGAGGGAAACUUUGAAAUUUAAUCCAGAUCCAGUGCACUAGAGAAAUUUUCGUGUAUGUGCUAUACAUUGCUGAAGGUAAUUGAUAGUAUUUGUAACUAUGCUUUGCCCUUUGAAUCAAAAUUGCUGCCCAGUAUAUAACAGUAUGGGUGAGUGGCCUGAAGCCAGUAGAAGCUUAAGUCAUCUACCCAUUCUACUUCUAGUCUGUUGUAUUGUGAGUUUGAAGUUGAGCCAGAGCAUGAGAAAACAAAGGUGACUCGAUAUUUCAAAAAGAAAUCCAUGUUGUAUGCAGGUCUUUGCUUUGGACUAUUUAUUUGAGAAACAGUUGCUCUUUGUGUUAGAAUUACAUGGAAAUGUUAUGGUGCCCAUAUGCUU
Molecule: messenger RNA, 1747 nt
Organism: Phoenix dactylifera (date palm)
Lineage: Eukaryota; Viridiplantae; Streptophyta; Magnoliopsida; Arecales; Arecaceae
Product: mitogen-activated protein kinase 2-like
Biological process (GO): protein phosphorylation
Molecular function (GO): ATP binding; MAP kinase activity
Source: RefSeq, a predicted model, not a curated record